UAAUCUCUCUGUUCUCCUUCUUCAAGCCUCUCUCGCCUGUUUCUUUUUUCUCUUUCACUCUUUCACUCUUUCACUUUUUACCCUUUUUCUUCUUCUUUUCUGCCCCUCCCCCCACCCCAGUACCACCACUUUUUUCUGCCUUUCCACGCAGUCAAUUUCUUUUGUAAGCCCGCCCCCACGUUGCCAAGGUACAAAGCAUAGCCAUAGCAACAACAACAACAACAACAACAACAGCAACUGAAUUAAUUGCAUUACUUGCGUUUCUACGUUACUCGGCAGGACGACACAACUACCAUGGCAACCCCCGACGAAAAGAAGACGACCGUAAAGCGAGGCUUCACAAAACGAGCCGGAAGAAAGGUUCGCCAUUUCCUGCAGCGUGCUAGAGGCAAAAAGGACAAUCAUCAUGCCACGGGCACUGCUGGUUCGGGCGACGACGACGACGAGGACGUUGUGGAUGAUGAUGCACACAACAUGAAGAAUACGUCGUCAACCAGCAAUCUGUCACAGUCCAGUCUGACCACAACCGAAACAGACGAGGACGAAUUCCACGACGCUCUCAUGAAGCCCUCUGCUACGAGCAGCACCAAAGAUAGCAAGUUUAGUGACUUUCAAUCGUCGUCCAUCGGCACGAGUACUAGUAGUAGCCACCAGCAUCAUGCGCGGCCUGAGAAAACGGCUGACAGAUCUAUCAUUGCACCACAUGACGGCUAUCGGUCGCGCAAGACUUCUACCACAUCCAAUUUGGACCAUUAUGACCGACAGCGGGCCUCAUUCGAUCGUACUAGAGCAGCAUCGAUUGAACAACGACAGCGGGCUGUCUCUUCGCCAAAGCCUACGACCCCGCCUUCUGGCGUAUUUGCCAACAAACAAUCAUCCUCCAUUGUCGUUGUACCCGCUGCCGCUCCAGGCCCGUCUCCACCCAUAUCGCCCACAUCCCCCUCCUCCGUCCCACUCAGUGCCAGCGAUUAUAGUUUGACGACAAGGAGUGUUGAGGAGCUGUCAGUGGCUUCUUUUUCUUUGCGACGCGAAGAUCAUAAGGAGGCGCCUCCACCGUUGGUGGUGGUACCAUCAACAUCAUCAUCUCCACCGCCGUCGUCACGAGACAGUAGGGAGGUGGCCCAAGAGCGAAACAAUAGUAACAACAAAGAGCGUAGCAAGGAGAAAGAAGCAGAAACCAACAAGGAGGAGCAAAAACAACAACAACAACAACAGCACAAGAGACAAGAAGAAGAUAAAGAAGAGAACAUUCUCAUAGUAGACGAAAACUCCUAUGUGCUUCCUACAAAAGCUUCUUCGAACGCCAUCGUUGUUGCUGCUGCUGCUGCUGCCUCCUCUUCGUCUUCUGCCUCCUGUACCAACAAUGUCGAUGAGGAGGUUGUCGGCGAACAAGAAGUGUCAAAGCGCGUGGCGUAUUUUGACAAGAAGCAUCGCGGAAAGAUUACCAUGCUGGAUACAUUUACAUCACUCCGUGAACUUGGAUACCAUUGGAUGUUUGCUAUUCCUGCCACGCUGAUCAUGCAUCUUCGUCUGUCGCCCUUGACGACAUUACCGCACCAUCCUCGCUCCGUACGGGACUGGUUCAGCCUGCCCAUCUACACGGAGCGAGUCGCCCAGGCAUUGGCACACUACCACAACAACACAUUGUUGAUCCAGCGUCGUGAGCAAGUAAGCAAGUGGGUCGAUCUGUAUGGUCGCAGCAAGAACUCGAUGCGCGGCUUGACUUUCUGGGACGGGUUCCGUGCUCUUCGUGGGGCAGAGAAAACUACCCUGCGAUGGUGGCAACUACGGCUAUGGCUGGCACAUCGGCUGCAAUGGAUCUUGACUUAUUCGAUCCUACACGACCCUCAAACCCGGAUGGUAACGCAGCCGGCCUUGGAGUAUCUGUGUCCAACAUGUCCUCCAUAAGCAUACAUUUCAUUAUUAUUACUACUACUACUACUACUACUACCACUACUAUUACCAUCGUCAACCACCCAUUCUACGUUUGUCAUCAGACCGCAAACAAUGACCCUGCUCCGCCCACCACACUCUUACGUACAAAGUAGAUAGUACUACCCACCAUCAUUAUUUGCUACUUGCUGCCAAUACCUGCUACCACCACCACUAUCCUCGAGAUAAACAAUAAACAUUAUCUGCUUUAAAGUUCCCUGUGUUUUUUCUUUUUU
Messenger RNA from Zychaea mexicana, 2168 nucleotides. RefSeq lists its product as uncharacterized. Bases 295 to 1908 code for a protein of 537 amino acids. The record is from RefSeq and is a predicted model, not a curated record. The transcript is spliced from 5 exons. NCBI's taxonomy places the organism in Eukaryota, Fungi, Mucoromycota, Mucoromycetes, Mucorales, Lichtheimiaceae.